AAAAUCCUUGUCCUCUAUUUCUCGUUCCUCUGAAUUCUUUCUUUUCUGGGUCAUUGUCUUUCUCGUUUUCUUUUACUAUAUUGUUUUUUCAAUUUUUGAUGGAUAAUAAUAAUAAUAAAGAUAAAGGUGCAAAAUCAUUAGCUACAUCUUUGCAAAACCUCAAUAUUAAUCCCAAAUCCAACUUCAAAUCCAACUCCACCAUUACCACAAUCACCCAUCUUCAAUUUCCUGGAUUGCUAACUAAGAAGACAAAGCCUCGAAGUCUAGUUAACCUCUGCAUUGGACUUAUUGGAAGACAUUUGGAGGAUAUUGUUGAAGAUUUGGAUGAGAUUGCUAUCGUUUUGCCAGCUGAAAUUAAGUUAGCGGUGGCAGCUAUUGCUAGACGAAGAAAGUUGCUGAAUGAUGAUGUCCUGAUCGCAUUAGCUGAUGAUUCCUGGGAAAUCCUUGAUGUCUCUGGCUCAGAUGUUUCGAAUUUUGGCUUGGUAAAAGCAACUGAAGUAUGUAGAUUCAUUAAAGCUCUUGAUAUAAGCCGGUGCACCAAAAUUACUGCUACUGGUAUUUCUGAACUUGUGAAGCAUUGCCAUUCUUUGGAGACAUUGAGAUGUGGAGGGUGUCCAAGGAGUGACAACACAGCGCGGAGAUGCUCAAAUAUAUUUAAACCAAGGCUAGAGUAUGUUGAAGAGGAUUCUUGGGAGGAGCUUGAUACUAAAGAAAUUGCUAGUGGUGCACAAUCACUCAGGUGGCUAAUAUGGCCUAACAUCGACAAUAAUUCUCUGGAGGACUUAUCCGCCGAGUGCCCGCGUAUCAUAGUAAAUCCUAAGCCAUCUUCUCCCUUUGGAUUUAUGGGAACUCAGGUUCCUUUUGAAGCAUUUCCAAAUAUCAUAUUAGAUGAUGCAGUUGUCAAAGAUAUUGAUCCCAAGACAUGGACAAUGCAUGGGAUUGCAAAAAUGCCCAUUUCUUCAUCUUCUUCAAGCUCUACUGAAUUAUCAGUAGCUGAAAAAUUCAGACUUGCCUUUGAGGAAAGGGACAAUCGGUUAGCUCCAAAGCGAGCUAAAAAUGCUCGGCAACAUCAACGUCGGGCAGCGCGGGGCUUGUUGUUAAUGAGCUCAAGAGCCAAGGCGACAGUCUUGGCAUCGCAAGUAAGCAAGUCACUUCAUAAUCAAAACUUGUAGCCUCAUAGAAUUUUGAAACGACCGAGUUUUUUUGGUCACCAUAAAAUGUACUAUUAACUUCUGUGUGUAUAUGUAAGAAGUUGUUGGUUAUUUACUAUCGAUAUCUAGAAUAUCUUCCUUAACAAGUUGGGAAGAUGUUCAAAAAAACAAGUUGGGAAGAUCAGACGUUUGAAUUUUGUCUUGUUUGAUCUUUUGACACAAAGUGAAAGUUUAUUUUUCAAUUGCAAAGAUAUGAAAGAAACAUGCUGGCUUGGUAGUCAAAUUUAUUUUUCAAGUGUCACCUAACGAUUAUGCUACCAGAAAGGACUUUGUGUAGUGGAAUAGUGAGAAGCAUUGUGAUUUGUCUGUUA
This is a messenger RNA of Trifolium pratense (red clover), 1522 nucleotides long. RefSeq lists its product as uncharacterized. The coding region runs from base 99 to 1172 and encodes 357 amino acids. Lineage: Eukaryota; Viridiplantae; Streptophyta; Magnoliopsida; Fabales; Fabaceae. The record is from RefSeq and is a predicted model, not a curated record. The transcript has 6 exons.